AUGGCACAAGCAUCGCACGCAAAGGGCGAUGCUGAAGUACCUGACCAGGACGAUGAAGCCGCAGAAGUCGUCGUCGAGGAGGAGGAGGAGGAGGAGGAGGAAGAAGAAGAUGAAGAAGAAGAAGAACUGCCGUCGGUCCGCAUUUCCUUUGCAGAACAAGACUUUGUGCUCUUCUCCACGGCCCCCUCGCCCGUGUACUACGCCCCACCAACCGCCACUGUCGCCUCAGACGCAAAAGGUGAUCAGACGACGAGCACGGAUGGGAGCGCGGCUGGCUCGCUCGUUGCUGUUCAGGCACCGCAACUGAGCGUGCCGGAACAUGGCUUUCGAGAAGGCUUGGACUCGCUGUGCGAUCAUCUGAGAGUCAAGCAUGCGCUGGGAGAUUUCUUGGAGGAGGGAACGGAAUUGAUCAUGUCUUUGCCGGAUCUGCAAUUGUCCGUGCGCGAGGACGACCUGUACGCCCGAGAAGUGACGCUUGCAGAUUUGCACCGCAUCCAUGUAGGCCUUGGUCAUGCCGGCUCACUGCACUUGUCCAUCACCGAAGCUCCGAGAUUUAUAAGCAGGUACAAUGCGCUCUCUGAGCAGGUAGCUAGAUUGGAAGAAGAGGAGAUGCAGCGCCAGGAGCUGCAGGAACAACAUGAUGUGGAAGAGGCCCAAGAGGUGCUCGAGCAGGGUGUGCAGCAUGAGGAGGAGCAGCUUGAAGCAGAGGAAGAGCCCGACGAACUUGGGGGAGCAGCCGAUGGGGAAGCGCAGCAAGUCGCAGAGACCACCUAUACAAAUGCCGAAGAAUCUGCAGAGCAGACGUCGGAAUCGCGAGACGAGGAUAGAAAUGCUCCGCAGGCGAUUGAAGCUGGAGAUGAGACGCGAUUUGAAGAAGGGGAGGAGUUUGAUCAGACUUUUGCUACGGCCGAUGCGGGCGAGGACACGUACGGAGAGUAUGCAGAGGAGGAAGCGGAUGAGUUGGACGAGGCCACUGCUGCACACAACGGAGCGCUGCAUCAAGAAGAUGAAGCUGGAGGAGGAUCAUCUAAUCAGCACGUAGAGUAUGAUGAGGAGGGUGAGGAGGUAGGCGGACAAUAUGAGGAGCAUGAUGGAGAGGGAGAUGAUACAUUUGAAGCGGACGACAAGGUGCAACGUGUCGAAGAUGGGCCUCAGGCUCAUGCAGAUCAAGUCGAAGACGAGCUUCUCGAAUACGAAGAGGAGCCGUACGAGCCUGAGAACCUCCUGGACAGCGAAGAGGUGAAAAUAUCGCAAUUCGCAGAGCAUGGUGGGGCGGAUGCGGACGCGAAAGUCGCUUCCGUCGCUCCUCUGAGCGGCAAGAGACCUUUGGAGGAGCAGCACGAUGUGCACGAAUCCGCCGAGGUGUCGAAUGAGCUUAAACGACACAAGGCGGAGUGA
This is a messenger RNA of Ceraceosorus guamensis, 1398 nucleotides long. RefSeq lists its product as hypothetical. The record is from RefSeq and is a predicted model, not a curated record. Bases 1 to 1398 code for a protein of 465 amino acids. The transcript has 4 exons. NCBI's taxonomy places the organism in Eukaryota, Fungi, Basidiomycota, Exobasidiomycetes, Ceraceosorales, Ceraceosoraceae.